UUUUUAUUUUCGGGUGUUACAAACUCCAGAGAUGGAACAGCGCAGGGCGGACUCGCCUGCCUUUGGAGGCGUUGGUUUCUGUUUCUGUCUAUCUCACGCGCUAUCUCCGCCCUCAAGGGAGAGACUUCUCCGUUUACCGAGCACCUUUUUUCACGCACUGCCGUUAAGUCGAAAUUGAGGUCUGACGGACUGCGAGAGCGCAAAGGGGACACACGGCGUCAAUUUGGCACCGGAUUCACCCCCACCUUGUUACGAAUUUCUGGAUUAUGGGGACGUCGUUAUGCCACGCAGUGUGAACUACAGACGCUUUCCAAGAUAAAAUCAGUCGAGCUAGAAACAAGGAUCACGUAAAAAAAAAAAAAAAAUGUGCAUGAAUCAGAUGUCGUUCAGAUGCUAUCGCACACCUUCGGGAUUUCGCCUGUAAAUACCUCUGGGAUGUUUAUUUUACUGCUUUUGUGGUUUUAGUGCGCGCAAUGUGAAAUAGGUUUGUGUGAUGCACAGAGUUGGCAUAGCCCACAGGCAUCAUCUUCAUAAUAAUCCUCGUUGUAAUAUCAGUAAUUGGCAUGAUUAAUGUGCAGCGUGCUUUAGUUGUAACCAUACAGAAUACGUGUUGUGUCGUUAAUCUCUAUAGAGUGUUUUAAAUGUAAAUAUAAGUGACAAACGAUGAACUAAUUGGCUCUGUGGAUCGUUAGACCAAAAGCACUAACAGGAGUUCAUAUUAUUCCCAGAUAAUAAAGCGACGCAGGGGCUGUUUGAAGUCACAUGUGCCCAGAGCAAACAAUUAAGAUGACAAAACCCGUCCUCAGAAGAGAUUGUCUUUAUUACCGAAGAAGCUGCAUUGGGAUCACAUCUCAGUUCCUGGAUUGCAAUAGAGUUGGAGGACAGGGAGCAGAGGAAGAAGAGAGGGAGGAGAAGCAGAGGGGAGCUGCUGAGCUGCAUUACAGAGCCACUGCUGAUAGGCGAGCUUUGGCUUCAGUGAUGGACUGAGCUGAAGGUUAAGGGAUCCCUGUGACAAGUCAGCUACACAUUUUUUUUUCCUCCCUCAAAAGCCUUCAACGCCCGUCAGAGGCAUGUACGGACACACUGCAGCGUAGGUGAGAAAACAAGAGGAGCUGCCUGUUUUGAACACAACAAAUUGGCCUAAUGAUUGAAAUACAACUAUCUCUCAAAGAGGACAACACCGGCCUUUUAUUUGGAAACCGUCUCUCAGGUCUGCACAAACUGAUUCUACCUUUGUCCCAAAAAGCAAGUAAACCUGGAACCUCAGCCCCUUCCCAAGUGCCCUGGAAACCCACUGGAUUCAGUCUGCAACCAUAGAUGUAAUUAACUGUCAAGAUUUCGUCACCAGGAAGUCCUGUGUUUCUGGCUGCAUGGACACAUCUUCAAAGACGUGGCUGCCGCAUCAGAGUCAGUUUGGGUUGGUUGGUCAAGCGGAGGUUUGCUGUGGCGGACCGGGAGUUUUAACCCCAAACCAAUCUCGCAGGGCAAGUUUUGCCUCUGCAAGACAGUCAAGCAUGGAAACUCCUCCCAAUGCCACCCCACAGCCCUUCAGACAGCCGAGUUUUCUCAACCGAAGGUUGAAGGGUUCCAUCAAGAGGGCCAAAAGUCAGCCCAAACUGGACCGGACCAGCAGCUUCAGACAAAUGAUUUUGCCUCGGUUUCGUAGUGCUGACCAAGAGAGGACUCGCUUGAUGCAAAGCUUCAAGGAAUCCCACUCCCAUGAGUCCCUACUUUCUCCUAGCAGUGCUGCAGAGGCUUUGGACUUAGUUUUGGAUGAGGAGGCCAUAAUCAAACCUGUUCACUCAAGCAUUUUAGGGCAAGAGUACUGCUUUGAGGUGACCACCAGUUCAGGGACAAAAUGUUUUGCCUGCCGCUCAGCUUCAGAAAGAGACAAGUGGAUUGAGAAUCUGCAACGAGCUGUUAAACCUAACAAGAACUCCACAUUUCGCUUUCAGGACAACAGCAGACGGGUGGACAAUGUGCUCAAGUUGUGGAUCAUUGAAGCUCGAGACCUUCCAGCAAAGAAACGCUACUAUUGUGAGCUGUGUCUGGAUGACAUGCUGUACGCACGCACCACCAGCAAACCCCGGACCGACACCGUCUUCUGGGGCGAGCAUUUUGAAUUUAACAAUUUGCCUACCAUUCGUAGCCUUCGCUUACACCUCUACAAGGAAACAGACAAAAAAAGACGCAAGGAAAAAAGCACAUACCUUGGCCUUGUCAGCAUCCCCAUUUCCAGCAUCACGGGCCGGCAGUUUGUGGAGCAAUGGUACCCGGUGAUACAGUCCAGUGUUUUGGCCAAAAGUGGUGGUGUUGGAAGUGCCAAAGUCAUCAAUGCCUCGCUGCGUGUUAAGUCUCGCUACCAGACAAUGAACAUCCUCCCUAUGGAGCUGUACAAGGAAUUCGCUGAGUACAUCACCAACAACUACCGAACACUGUGUGCUGUUCUGGAGCCGCUGUUGAGUGUGAAAAGCAAAGAGGAGGUGGCGUUUGCUCUGGUGCACAUACUCCAAAGCACAGGGAAGACAAAGGAAUUCCUGUCUGACAUGGCGAUGUGUGAGGUGGAUCGAUUCAUGGACCGUGAGCACUUGAUCUUUCGGGAGAACACGCUCGCUACUAAGGCUGUGGAAGAGUACCUCAAACUGAUAGGUCACAGAUACCUCAAGGAUGCUAUAGGUGACUUCAUUCGAGCCUUAUAUGAGUCUGAGGAGAACUGUGAGGUGGACCCCAUGCGUGUCCCGCCAUCAGUCCUUGCUGACCACCAAGCCAACCUUCGCAUGUGCUGCGAGCUGUUACUCUGCAAGAUUAUCAACUCUCUCUGCAUAUUUCCUCGGGAGCUGAAGGAAGUUUUUGCCUCAUGGAGAGCCAGAUGUGCUGAGCGUGGAAGAGAGGAUCUCGCUGACAGCCUCAUCAGCUCCUCCCUGUUCCUUCGCUUCAUGUGCCCAGCCAUCAUGUCCCCCUCCCUGUUCAACCUAAUGCAGGAGUACCCCGCUGAACGCACGUCCCGCACACUCACACUCAUAGCCAAGGUGAUGCAGAACCUGGCCAGCUUCAGCAAAUUUGGACCCAAGGAGGAAUACAUGUACUUCAUGAAUGAGUUCCUGGAGAUGGAGUGGGGCUCCAUGCAGCAGUUUCUUUAUGAGAUUUCCAACAUGGACACUGGAGGAAACGCCGGGGGCUUUGAGGGCUACAUUGACCUCGGCAGAGAGUUGUCGAUGCUUCACAGUUUACUGUGGGAAGUCAUGGGCCAGCUCAGCAAGGAUGCUAUUCUCAAACUCGGACCCCUUCCACGGCUGCUGAAUGACAUCAGUGUCGCCUUGAGGAACCCACAGCUCCACAUGCCUACAAAUCACCAACCAGACCGACCGAAGGACAGACUCUUCUCGCGACCAUCUUUCAAUCGUCUCAUGUCCUCUGACUUCCAAAGCCUUAUGAUGCGUGACUUAAACAGUUCAAUAGACAUCUCUCGCCUGCCAUCUCCAACAACUGGAGUAUCCGCUGUAGAAUCCCUCUCAUCGAAUCUGAACAUGAGGCGUCACGCAGAACGGGACCUUCGCUCGUCGAGGGAGGUUUUCUACGUAACUCGUCCACCGCUGGCUCGAUCCAGCCCUGCAUACUGCACGAGCAGUUCGGACAUUACCGAGCCUGAUCCAAAGGUCCACAGUGUGAAUAAAAGUGUUUCUAUGAUGGACCUCCAGGACUCCCGUAUGAACAGCAUUUCCAACCUGAACUCUGUGGGAGACAUGCUCACCUCCUCUCAAGCCUCCAUCGCUGGCCUCGGACACAGCUUCGGGAACCUCGGCGGUCCUCUUCGUAUGGGAGGGCAUAUGCCGGCGGGCUCAGCGGGCUCCGGUCUGAGGCUGAGCCAGAUGGGCCACAUAGGGGGUCCCACCGAAUCCAUCUCCCAACAGCAACAGCAGGCAGCAGCAGCCAUGCACUUCCCCCUGUCUUUCCAGAACCCGCUAUUCCAUCUGGCUGCCCAGAACUCCCCAGCUCAGUCUCAGCCUCCUCCCCCUCCUCUUCUCCUCGCUCCCGAGCCUGAGAAUGGCCACCACGACUAUGCACCCGCCUUUGGCAACAGUGCUUUCUCCCGCAGCGAGGACUUGUCCGCCCUGCGGUCACAGAGCAGUCUGGUGCAGCCCAGCAUUGUCCACUCUCACAGUUACAGUGAUGAUUUCACCCGGCAGAAUCAGAAUAACGACUACGCCUGGCACCAGCUGUCACUGCAAGUGCAGGAGUCUCUCCAGCAGCAGCACCUGAUGGGAGUCACAUCUCAAACAGCCACUGGGACGGGCACCCCGGCCUCUUUGGCUACACCUCCCACCACAGUUCAUCCUGUCCGCCAGUCAUCCAUUGCCCCUCCACAACACCUCAAGUCCCAGCGGUCCAUUAACACUCCAGCUACCGCCACGCCUCCAAAGGUUCGCCCGCAGAGCAGGAACCUCCUCCUCGACUCCUCUGACACAAAUUACAGCGGCAGCCAGCCAAAACAGCGCCAAACUCAGCAGCCGCAGCAACAGCAACAACAGCAGCAGCAGCAACAGCAGUCCCAACAGCAGCAACAGCAGGAGACACAGCUGUCGGUGACGGACAGCCCAGCUCCUGGGCUCCCGUACCAGACGAGCUCCGCCAAAGAGAACCAGGGCCCAUCAGCGGCUGCAGAGGAGUCGACGGACACUCCAACAAAAAGCACCAAGAAGCCUCAACAGUCACAACUGCAGCCUCCACAGCAGCAUCUGCUCAAGCCAGUUGUCAAUAAACAGGGUUCUCAGACGACGUUGAACACCCCAGCCCUCAACGAGCGGACAGUCGCCUGGGUGUCCAACAUGCCACAUCUCUCUGCUGACAUUGAGAGCUUGCGGCCGGACCGUGAGGGUCAGCUGAAAGAGUAUUCAAAGAGCAUGGAUGAGUCACGAUUAGAGAGGGUCAGAGAAUACGAAGAAGAGAUACACUCCUUGAAAGAACGGCUGAAGAUGUCUCAUCGCAAGCUUGAGGAAUACGAGCAGAGACUUCUGUCGCAGGAACAGCAGACAAACAAGAUCCUGCAGCAGUAUCAGAGCCGCCUGGAGGACAGCGAGCGUCGCCUAAAGCAGCAGCAACUGGAGAAGGACUCUCAAAUCAAAGGCAUCAUCAGCAGACUCAUGGCUGUGGAAGAUGAGCUGAGAGGGGGUGCCAUUCCUGAUAUUAAGCCUCGAAUCCUCACAGACCAGUCUAUCAGCCAGGGCUAUGGUGGCCACCCAGGAUCCUGACUGCCAGUUCCAAAGUGACCAGAGCUCAUGAUGGUCAUUCAAGCAUAAGGAGAAGACUGAUUUACAUCCUCUACAAAAAACCCCAUGAAGACAAAGCUCUGCAGUGGAUCUAGUAGGACUACUGGAAGCUUCAUCUCACAACCUUCUUAAAAUUAAAAAAAACAAAAAACAAACAAACAACAAAAAAAAACUUUGCACAUAUUCAAACCUUGCCUGUACCAGAACUUGACAAUCAAUUUAGCGUGAGGACCAAUGUGUGUAGUGAAUCUCUGCACACGUUGACUGAAAUAUAAGCCAAUGCCACAAUAAUGGCAAUACUGAACCUAAUGAUUUUCUUUAUUUAAUCAGAAGAAAUGACAAGAGAUGUGUAAAACACUGAGGAUGAAGAUGGAUUCAUGAUUUUCCUUGCUUCAAGCAGCACGCUCGCUUCUCACUGUAGUCGCUGCAGACAAAACAUAGAAAAGGCUUUUACAAGCACAAUAUCCCCUCAUGGUGACAUCUGUGACAAGCAACAAAGCAUGUUGUUAAAUCAUUUGCCAUCUAUGAUCCUCAGAUGCAGGGCCCAAGCAAAGACCGACUGUAUAUUACUAUUUGAUUCUGAUGAAAUCACUUAGUAACAUACUCUCACUGCAAAGAUAUUUUCACUUACAGAGGUGGUUAUCAUCAUGGUUUUGCAUCUUCUUGCAUCCUUUAUAGUACAGCCAUCCUGACUAAAUACAUGCCAAACAAGCCCUACAAUCGAUUUAUAUUAUAACUGCUUUAAAUACAAUCUAUACCCUCUCGGUUACAUUUUCCUUCGGUAAACAGUGUAAAGCCAGAACUACAAUCUGUUGAACUGAAGUGUACAGAACAAGUCUUUCUUAAAGCUACUAAAACUUUUUAAUAAUGAAAAUAUUUUACAAAAAAUAAUCUGAGAUUAAAAUGUGUUUUCGCUCACUUUGUAAUAAUAAUGAUAGUGAUGAUAAUGAUCAAAGUAUGUAUAUAUAACAUUUCAAAACAGUGAUACAAAGUGCUUCAUUAACAAUAAAGACAAAGAAAUAUUAAAACUAAAUAGAGUUUAAAGGGGCACUCCACCCAUUUUACACAGUAGGGUUAGUUAUUUCAUCAGGUGGAUCCUGUAUUAGAAAGUGGAGGUAGUUUGCAAAACAUGGUCAUUUUUCAAGCAGAGAGGGUCUAAAGCACUAGUGAUUGCAUUAUGGGAAAUGUAGGACCCAGAAUUUUGUUUUUUUGAGUUUGACCCAUGAUAAGUCCCAUUUACACCUUGUAUUAACAGGUGAUCUGUAUCUGAAUAUAUAAUUUGGCCUUUGCAUUUAUACCUGGUAUUAAUAAUAAUCACUGAUUCUGAUCUCAAUAUGUACAUUAGAUUGGCAGUGCUGACAGGCUCAGCAAGGGAAGGAAUAUCACUGAUGGCUGUCAUUCAUUUCUAAAUCACUUUCUGUGGGGAAGACAUCCCAGCUACUGCUUCUCUAUCUUUUGCAGGGCUUGCUUAAACUAGCAGGAAGAGGCAGAAUUAGGUGAUCGUUUCACUUGCUCAAUGGAUUUUGGUUUUUCAGUGUUUUUUUUUCUUUUAAAAAGAAACCAUGGUCACGCUGUGUGUCAUUAACACCUGAUUGAGAUUCAAUACCAAUACCGAGCCAGAACAGUAACUUGUUUUAGAGUCAAAUACAGAACACAUGUUAAUCCCAGGAGUAAAUGGAGCCCUAAAAGUCGGGAUAUCUCGCUCCCUGCUGCUUUGAUUUGGACCAUUAAGCUUUCAUAUGUCUCAUAUGACUUCCCCAACUUUAUUGAAGUGCAAAAAAAAAAAAAAAAAAAAAGCUAUCUAUAUUCAACAUCAUGUGUUGAGGAAAGGUUAUGCUUUCAGAAAUAUCUUGAAGAUAUCACUUACAUAGCUUCUCAGACAGAACAUCUCUAACAGCUCAUCUUUAGUCUACAGUUUCUAAUCAGUGCUUGACUGUGCCCGUACAUCUAGAGCUGCAAUGAUUAGUCAAUUAAUGGAUUAGCUGAUCAACGGAAAAUUAAUCCACAACUAUGUUGAUAAUCAAUUAAUUGUUAAAGUCAAUGAAAAUGAUGGUUUCAGCUUCAUAAAAGUGAGAAUUUACUGCAUUUGCUUGUUUGACACUGAAUAUCUUUGGGUUUCACCUUGGGAAUUUGUGAAGAAUGUUUUUCACUGUUUGCUGAUAUUUUUAACAUUUACUUAAAAAUAAUCAGUAAAUUAGUUGAUCAAGAGUUUCAGCUGUAGUUAAGCCUGAGAGACGGUGUUGGUCAAAACUAACAAAAGCCUUAAGAGUAAUAAAUAAAACUGAAAAGUUAUAACAUCAAGGCCUUUUGCCUCUCAGCCCUUCAUUUCUGGCAUUUUCUUUUGUUUGUUAAUUUUGUUCUACAGCACUUUGUAACAUUAGAUUGAAAAGUGCUAAAUAAAUACAUUUUAAUAACUAUGAUUAUAAACAUGAUGUGCAACUGGAAACAAAUCAUAUUAUAGCAAGUAGUGAACUACUCAUCUGUUGUGUUUAAUGUUUCUGAAGCAUAGAUGUGCAACAGUUCUGCAUGUGCUUUUUAAAUGCGAGGACGAGUAAGUCAAGUUUGCUGUCAGAUAUUAUUCUAAUGUACAAAGAAAAAACUCAAAUCCAGCCUGCUGACUCUUCUGUUUUUUUCAGAAGAGGGUGGCAUUCAGCCUUUUGCAUUAUACAACAUGAAAGUUCGGAGAGGACUAACAGACUAACAACAGAGGAGAAACAGUGAAAACAACAGAACAAUAAAGAGUUUCCAAGCAGGGAUGUGUAGUAUAUGUGCAUAGGAUUUGACUGCCUUACAGUCUGUGCCACAGGGCCCAAAAUAACAAUGCCAAUACAAAAGAACUUGUAAACUUUGUAUAUUAAAUGUCCUUUUUGUAGUCAGGUGAUGAAUUAAUAAGCAGUGUGUUGGUUAACUCUGUAUGUUAAUCAGAAUCAUUUAUAUUAUGAAUUUCAUGGUUGAUAUAAUUUAUCUUAACCUCUUGCCUUUAAAAAGACAUUUUUCUUUCAAGAUAAAUAUCAAUGAUACAAAAUUAUAUGUUUAUGUUACCAGAAAUGUAUAAAAUAGCUUAAUGUAUAUCUAUUCUUAUAUGUAAAAUGUAUUCAAAUCAAGGGUAGGCCUUCAGGCAUGUUGAACAUGUGGUAAACACCAAUUCUUAUAUAUUAUAACUCUUAAUGCUGCAAUCCAGAAACUAUAGUGCUAUGAUGUGACUGCGUUCAUGGGAUGAGAGUUGAAUAAAAUAAUUUUCCAGCAUGGCACAGUUUCAUUAAAAUAUGAAAUAAUACGACAAAUUAAAAUAUCUCACCUAUGUUGUGUAACCAAAAUAGCAGUGGUGCUUUCAACAACCCCUGGAUUGCAGUUUUAAGUCAUUUUCUUUUAAAAUAUGUGUUUAUUUAUUUGGCCUGCAUUGCAAAACAGUAUUUUGAAAUGUUAUACCGCAUUUCUGUUUUCAUUUUACGAGAAGCUGCAAUACAUAAAGUGAGAAAAAUGUUUGUAAAGAACAUAAAAAUAUAUCUUAUACCCAUAUAUUAUUGAAACUUUCUCUGUAUUAGCUGCAGUGGUACAGUGUGCUACCUCUGAAAUUGUGCCCUCAUCUCCCUUCCCUGCUGGAAUUGAGGAUCCUUAUUCUGAUUUAUACCACAACCUGAGAGGAUACUUUAUUCCAUUCGGCUAAAAAAAAGUAUUUAUUUGAGAGGCAAUGCUUAAAAAAAGUUAUAAUUUUGUUCACAACCAGAAGUCGGGUUUAAUUUUUGGUUGCUUGUUCAUUGCUGUUUUAAGAUUUCCUAUAUACAACCUUUGCCAUCACAGGGCCAUUUCUAAAGUUUGUCCUGUUUACUAUCGUAUUUAAGUGCCGUUACCAUGACGUUCAUACAGAUCUACUUUUAAUUACGGGAUGAGAUUGAUUGUUUUCCAGGUAUACGUCAGACUCUCAGGUGUUAGAAGGAACACAGAGAAAUCUUUUAAUAUCUUUAAUGCCAAACGCACAAAAUAUUGAAACGCAAUCUUUGGCAAGUGAGCAUUAAAGCUAAAAGCAUUUCAAAAAGCACAUGAAAUGAGGGGUCUGUGCUGAGGCAUCUACUCUGCUUUUAUUUUGGUUGAUUCCUGACCCUCAUCUCAUCUUAUAAAUACUUUAAUUCACACCUUGUUUUGUAUUAUUUGUUGCAUAAAAAAAGGAACAAGAGGUUUGUUUCUUGGUCCAAAAUGAAAAAUGUGACAAAUGCUCCACUGUAAUAAAACUUGGUAAGAGAUAUUAUUGAAGUUACUACUGAAGAAGUGUUUUAUGUUUACAGAGUCAUGACAUUUUAGAGGAUGUAUGAACCUUUGUUCACCCGAGGGAGAAGGAGAUUUACUGCCGCUUUGCUGCAGCUAAAGCAGGACCUAAUAAAUGAAAUGAGAUAUCUUGUAUAUUUUGAAUAAGGGUAUUUAACAUCAAUCAACAUAUUUAUGUUUCUAAAAUGGAUGUAUAGCAUUUUGGAAUGAAACAAAGUAUUUUUCUCGGCAGCUAUUAUUCUGCACAAUUGAUCUACUGUGUCACAAAUAUAUAGUUGGUGGGGUUUCUGACUUGAAUUAGGCCUACUGGAUGUAAUACCUUAAUUUACUUGACAUUUCUUUUGAAAUAAGCCAUGCCCCAUGGAUAAGCCAUACCCUCCACACCCCUGAUGUUGUAUGGUGGAUGUUUAAUGUUGGUAGUUUUAUUUACAAUGGUAGUUAUUGUAGGUAUGAUUGCGCUUGUAAUGAUUAUUAUUAGUGUAAGUAUACUUGAUUGAUAUUAUUUGUUUUGUUUGAACAAAGGGAAUGUAUUCAUUUUUCCAGGUGAUUUUUCCGAGUGAUUUAAAUAAAUUAAUAAAUCCCUAAUUGAAGA
Molecule: messenger RNA, 10122 nt
Organism: Lates calcarifer (barramundi perch)
Lineage: Eukaryota; Metazoa; Chordata; Actinopteri; Centropomidae
Product: ras/Rap GTPase-activating protein SynGAP
Exons: 20
Coding region: 1371-5249 (1292 amino acids)
Biological process (GO): regulation of GTPase activity
Source: RefSeq, a predicted model, not a curated record